AUGUCAAGGAACGCCAAGCUCGAGGAUUCCAGCAACACACGUGGCAAGGGUGUCACUAUCUGGCAGUUCUCUAGGAAGAAGCAAGGUCCAGCUUUGGAGCUGAAAUAUGGCAGGAAUGCUCAAGAUGCCCAAGAGACCAGCAAGCAGGUUGUGAGCCAAAUGCAUUUCUUCAAGCAUGCCAAGUGAAAACCAAGUUGGCAUAUAGAAGAUGACAUUAAAGUGCCAUUGAGAUUGGAACACUGAGCUGCAUUAGCAUCACUCUCAAAAAGCCCAAUCAACAACCAAGGACGCCUUCUGCCGUCACGAGAAAGGAGCCCUCUAG
Messenger RNA from Ceraceosorus bombacis, 322 nucleotides. The record is from the annotation of a GenBank genome assembly. Lineage: Eukaryota; Fungi; Basidiomycota; Exobasidiomycetes; Ceraceosorales; Ceraceosoraceae.